This is a messenger RNA of Mytilus californianus (California mussel), 2314 nucleotides long. Its product is annotated as E3 ubiquitin/ISG15 ligase TRIM25-like. Gene Ontology annotation, cellular component: nucleoplasm; chromatin. The coding region runs from base 195 to 1367 and encodes 390 amino acids. Lineage: Eukaryota; Metazoa; Mollusca; Bivalvia; Mytilida; Mytilidae. The record is from RefSeq and is a predicted model, not a curated record. Gene Ontology annotation, biological process: positive regulation of DNA-templated transcription. Gene Ontology annotation, molecular function: ubiquitin-protein transferase activity; zinc ion binding. The transcript has 2 exons.
CACUGAAUGAAGAACUAUCUCCGUCGUAUUGAGAGCUUUUUGAUUUUAAACAGGUGUAAACUUUUAACUCAGGUAGAUUGAUAGUGCAUCAGUGUCAUUUAUUUGAAAGGCUUAUUUACUGAAUUUGAUCUCAUUUUCUGUAACAGCUAUAUAUAUAUUCGGCACACCUGGUCAGUUCGUGGGGAAAAUUUAACAUGACUUCCACAGUUGAGUGUGGUAUAUGUCAUUAUGAUGAUACUAUCAAAGAUGCAAGACAGUGGUGUACAAAUUGUGAAGAAGGACUUUGUGAGGACUGUGAAAAAGUUCAUAGAUCUACCAAAAAUACCAGAACCCACAAAAUCAUUUCCAUUGAUGAUUAUCGAGAAAUAAAGGAUGUGUUGGUAAGCCAUGUAUGCGAGCAACAUGGGAAAAGUUACGAUUUGUACUGUCCUACACACGAUAACACUAUAUGUAUCGUAUGCAUCGAUCAACAUAAAUCCUGUUCUCAAGUCAUUCCACUAACCGAAGCUGUUGUAAAUAUAAAAGAGUCUACUGCACUUUCGGACUUAGAAAAUAAGAUAAAUGGAGCGCUGCAUAAUAGUAAAAAAAAUAUCAUAGAUAUUAAGUCAUCUGCUGAAGCAUUCGAUAAACAAGAGGAAAAUAUUAAGAAAUGCAUCAAGGAAGUGCGAGAAGAACUGAAUAAACAUUUAGAUGAAAUGGAGCAGAAAUUGACCGAAGAUUUUGCAACAAAAUAUGAAUAUUGUAAUACUGCAUACGCAAAUACAAUAAAGCAACUAAUCUCAUCAGACGACAAGUUAGCAAAUUUGAAAAAUGAAACUGAAAGCAUAAAACGAUUUGCGUCAGAUGAGCAAAUAUUCCUAGGAACGCGUGCAAUUGGCAAAGUGGUUGAAAAAGAGAUAACUUCCAUUAAAACCAUUUAUAACGCUGUUCAAUCAUAUGAAAUAAACUUUGAACUUGAUGCAAACAUUUCAUCAUUUUUAGACAACGUAAGUCACCUCGGCAGCAUAUUAGUUAAAGAAGAAAAUGUCAAUUUACAGUUUAAGGAACAAAAAUUAAAUCAAGCCCAAAUGCAAGUUUCUCUGCCACUCGUUAAUGUCGUACAUGAACUCCAAUUGAAACACAUGUUUAAAUUAGAAAAAGCUAGCUUGAAGAUGGUCGUGACCGGUUGCAUUAUGUUAGCAAACGGAGAUAUGCUAAUUGCUGAUCAUUGGAAUAGAAACAUAGUAUUGAUAUCAAAUGAAUCUGAUAAACCUGCCAAAUACAUUAACAUUUCUGAUUUUCCCUAUGAUAUAACAAUGAUAGAUCAUAAUCUUAUUGUUAUUACACAUGGAACUAGUAGUAAUACGUUGGAUGUUCUAAAUCUUUAGUACAGGUGUUGUUGAAAAGGAGAUUUAAACUCAACAAUUUGCUAAGAAUCAUUCUACAACAGAAGAUUGUUUCGGAAUAUCUUACUGGGACAAUAAACUUUGUGUGAUGGUUGAAAGAGUUGGAAUAGUCGUGCUUGACACAUCAGGCAAAGCCUUAGAAACCCUGCCAAUAAAUACUGAAAAAGGUCGGAAAGUCGUCGUCUAUAAAGAUAGGAUAUACUAUACUAACAGAAAAAAGAACACUAUUCACUGCCUGAAUACAGUAGGUCAGGAAAUUUGGGUCUAUCGAGAUAAAUUGAUUGUUGAACCUUGUGGUUUAGCUGUAGCUAGCAACCUUGACGUGUUUGUAUCAUGUAGCAAAUCUAACAAUGUUAUACUUAUAAGAUGCGAUGGAAAAGAUAGCAAGAUCUUAUUGCGGAAAGGAGACAAUCUAGUUAAACCUAAAGCAAUACAUUUCAAUAGAGAAAGGAGAGAAUUAUUAGUAUGCAAUGAAAACAACCAACAUGCUGCAGUUUACAAAAUAAUAUAGAGUACUGUAUUGUGGAAAUAUUGUAUUUUCGUGGAUAUUUGAUUCUGUGGUUUUACAAAAGUCUUCAUACAAGCCUAAACAUAAUUUGUACCUCGUUGAACAUUUUAAUUCGUGGUUCACCUCAAACCACGAAAUUUACGAAAAUUGGUAUCCACAAAUUGAAUCCACAGUAUCUAAAACAUUAAAUUUAAAAAAUGUUAUUCUUUUAACAUUGUUUCCUUUAUCGUAAAUACAUUGAUGUUCUUCAAUGUGAUUGUCAAUAAUUCGCGGUAAAUGAAGGUUUUUUUUAUUGUUUUCUGUCGUCAACAUUACGAUGUUGUCAAAGUUUAUCAAAUUGAAGAAGGUUGACACAAUAUUGACGAAAAUAGGACCUGACGCAAAGUAUUGUUUAUUAAACUAAAUAAACAUCUAAAUUUCU